AUGUCGGCAAGCAAGCCCCGUACGCUGUACCAGAAAAUCUUCGACUCCCAUCUGAUCACAGAGGAGGAGGAUGGAACGUGCUUGAUCUACAUUGAUCGCCACCUUGUGCACGAGGUCACGUCGCCCCAGGCGUUCGAGGGACUGCGCCUCGCCCAGCGCAAGGUGCGCCGCACCGACUGCACGCUCGCCACCGUCGACCACAACAUCCCGACGGACAGCCGCAAGGAAUACCGCGACACGGAGACCUUUGUGCACGAGGCCGACUCGCGUCUGCAGUGCAUGACCCUCGAGCAGAACGUCAAGGAAUUCGGCCUGACUUUUUACGGCCUCACGGACAGCCGCCAAGGCAUCGUUCACGUCGUGGGCCCUGAGCAGGGCUUCACCGUGCCGGGCGGCACGCUCGUGUGUGGUGACUCGCACACCUCGACGCACGGCGCGUUUGGCGUGCUCGCGUUCGGCAUCGGCACCUCGGAGGUAGAGCACGUGUUGGCCACUCAGACGCUGCUGCAGAAGCGCUCCAAAAACUUCCUGAUCGAGGUGAACGGCGAGGUGCCGGAGGGCGUGACCAGCAAGGACAUUAUGCUCUACAUCAUCGGUGUUAUUGGCACCGCUGGCGGCACCGGCUGCGUCCUCGAGUUUGGCGGCUCGACCAUCCGCAGCCUGAGCAUGGAGGCGCGCAUGAGCAUGUGCAACAUGAGCAUCGAGGCCGGCGCGCGUGCGGGUGUCAUUGCGCCCGACCAAGUCACCUUUGACUACCUCAAGGGCCGCCCGCUCGUGCCCAAGGGCGCCGAGUGGGACAAGGCGGUGGAGUACUGGCUCUCGCUCGCCUCGGACGAGGGCGCGGUGUACGACAAGGUCGUGCGCAUCGAUGCUAAGGACAUUCCCCCGACGAUCACCUGGGGUACCUCGCCGCAGGACACGGUUCCGAUCACGGGCAAGGUGCCCGACCCCAAGAACGCUCCGAGCCCCGAGCUCGCGUCGCAGUGGGAGCGCUCGCUGAAGUACAUGGGCCUCGAGGCGAACACGCCGAUGGAGGAGGUCAAGGUCGACAAGGUCUUUAUCGGCUCGUGCACCAACUCGCGCAUCGAGGACCUGCGUGAGGCCGCACGUGUCCUGCAGGGCCGCAAGGUGUCGGAGCAUGUGCACGCGAUGCUCGUGCCUGGCUCGGGUCUUGUCAAGAAGCAGGCCGAGGCCGAGGGUCUCGACAAGGUGUUCAAGGCCGCCGGCUUCGACUGGCGCGAGGCGGGCUGCUCCAUGUGCCUCGGUAUGAACCCCGACCAGCUGGCGCCGGGCGAGCGCUGCGCUUCGACGUCGAACCGCAACUUUGAGGGCCGCCAGGGCGCCGGUGGCCGUACGCAUCUGAUGAGCCCGGCGAUGGCCGCGGCUGCGGCCGUGACCGGCUACCUGACCGAUGUGCGCAAGCUCACUACCGGCAGGAUUUCCGGCUUCGACGCGGGCAACCCCAGCUUUGAGAUCCAGGUCCAGGACCCGAUGCAGUUCAUCAAUGCAGGUGACUUUAAGAUUGAGACCGCCGCGCCGCCCGUGAGCGAGACUGCGCCGCAAAAGGACGUCGCAUCCAAGGCCGAACCGGCCGGGGUGAUUGGCAGCAGCAUGCCCGCCUUUACGGUCGUCAAGGGGGUCGCCGCGCCGAUGGACCGCUCCAACGUGGACACGGACCUGAUUAUUCCCAAGCAGUUCCUCAAGACCAUCAAGCGCACGGGUCUUGGCUCGGCCCUCUUCUGGCCGCUGCGCUAUGACGUGAAGACCGGCGAGCCGAUCGCCGACUUUGUGCUGAACAAGAAGCCCUACGACCAGGCCAAGAUCCUCGUCGUGACCGGCUCCAACUUUGGCUGCGGCUCGUCGCGUGAACACGCGCCGUGGUCGCUGCUCGACUUUGGUAUCCGUGCCGUGAUCGCCGAGAGCUUCGCAGACAUUUUCCAGAACAACAUGACCAAGAACGGCCAGCUGCCGGUCAUCCUCAAGCCCGAGGAGAUCAAGCGCGUCGUGCAGGACGCCGAGGCCGGCAAGGAGAUCGCGGUCGACCUCGAGCAGCAAAAGGUGAUUUGUGCCGACGGCCAGACCGCCUUUAGCUUCGUGACCCCGCCCUUUGUGCGCCACUGUCUGCUCAACGGUCUGGACGACAUUGCCCUCACCCUCCAAAAGGAGAAGGAGAUCACUGCCUUCGAGAAAAAGCGCCAGGCGACCCCGUGGCUCGACGGUGUCGUCCGCCCUGGCUCGCAGAGCGUCGCAGAAGCGCGCCGCGCCAAGGCCAACACGGAUUGGUAG
Molecule: messenger RNA, 2286 nt
Organism: Malassezia japonica
Lineage: Eukaryota; Fungi; Basidiomycota; Malasseziomycetes; Malasseziales; Malasseziaceae
Gene: LEU1
Product: 3-isopropylmalate dehydratase
Exons: 1
Coding region: 1-2286 (761 amino acids)
Biological process (GO): L-leucine biosynthetic process
Cellular component (GO): 3-isopropylmalate dehydratase complex
Molecular function (GO): 3-isopropylmalate dehydratase activity; 4 iron, 4 sulfur cluster binding
Source: RefSeq, a predicted model, not a curated record